Molecule: messenger RNA, 528 nt
Organism: Vicia villosa (hairy vetch)
Lineage: Eukaryota; Viridiplantae; Streptophyta; Magnoliopsida; Fabales; Fabaceae
Exons: 1
Coding region: 1-528 (175 amino acids)
Source: RefSeq, a predicted model, not a curated record
AUGCACGGAAAAUUUGAGAUGUCUAUGAUGGGAAAGCUGAACUACUUUGUUGGAUUACAAAUCAAGAAAUUAAAAGAUGGCAUCUUCAUCAACCAAUCCAAGCAUUGCAAAGAAUUAUUGAAAAGAUUUGACAUGGAUAAUUGUAAAACAAUGUUUACUCCUAUGGGAUCUGGUACAUAUGUGGAUCAAGAUGAAUCUCGUGUCUCUAUUAAUAUUAUAAUAUAUCGAGGUAUGAUUGGUUCACUAUUAUAUUUGACGACAAGUCGUCCUGACAUAACAUUUAGUGCUUUUGUGUGUGCCCUCUUUCAAGCAAACCCGAAGGAAUCUCAUGUCACUGUGGUAAAAAGAAUCAUGAAAUAUCUGAAGGGAACAAUGAACGUCGGUCUAUGGUAUCCAAAAGGUAGUGUAUGUGAUUUACUUGGUUAUUCUGACGCGGACUAUGCAGGUUGCAAAACCAAUCGCAAAAAUAAAAGUGGAACUUGUCACAUCUUAGGAAAUGCUUUAGUAUCAUGGUCAUGCAAGAAAUAA